Messenger RNA from Solanum dulcamara, 756 nucleotides. RefSeq names its product kirola-like. The coding region runs from base 153 to 605 and encodes 150 amino acids. The transcript is spliced from 2 exons. NCBI's taxonomy places the organism in Eukaryota, Viridiplantae, Streptophyta, Magnoliopsida, Solanales, Solanaceae. Gene Ontology annotation, biological process: defense response. The record is from RefSeq and is a predicted model, not a curated record.
UAAUUAUGUAUAGUCAAAAGGAAAAGAAUACAAAACUUUAGUCUAGAGUCUAGACAUAUGGGCAUUGCCUAACUAUAAAAGGGUGUAGAGACUCAUGCAAUGAUGAACCACACACUUGUUAUUAUAACUUUGUGAUAUAUCAUAGAAGAAAAAUGAGCCUUGAAGGAAAGUUGGUUUCUCAUAUAAACAUCAAGUGUGAUGGAGAUAUUUUCCAUGACGUAUAUAGGCAAAGACCACACCAUCUCUCCAGCAUGUGCCCUGAUAAGGUACAAAACGUUGAUGUUCAUGAAGGUGAAUGGGGCACCAUUGGCUCUGUUAAUUUCUGGAGCUACACCCAUGAUGGGAAAGAGAAGGUGGCAAAGGAGAAAGUUAAAGAAAUAGAUGAAGAAAAGAAGUUAAUUAAAAAAAAGAUAAUUGAAGGAGAUAUAUUGGAGGAUUACAAAUCAUUUUAUAUCACUGCUCAUGUUGAGACAAAGGGUGACAACAACCUAGUUACUUGGAUCAUAGAAUAUGAAAAGAAGAGUGCAAAUGUGCCAGAUCCACACACUUUCAUGGAAUUAUGCCUCAAUGUCACAAAAGAUAUUGAGGCUUACCACAUCAAAUGAUACAUAAAUAUAAGUGCUUGGAAUAAUGUGUGGUGUGCUUUGAAAUGUCUACUGUAUAUAUAUGUAGUAAAAAAUGAAAUGAGUGGAUGUGUAAUUUCUAAUUUCGUGAUGCCUAUUAUUAAUAAAAAUAAAAGCUGCUAUUUGGAUUGCA